UACAAAAUCACUAGAGAUGCCAGUAAUAGCUCUCAAUGUACUAUAUCAACUUUUUUUUUAGAAAAAUAUAUGAAUACAAUCAAUUUUAUGGAAUUGAAUAUCUCCUUAUUCUAUCUUGCGUUUUCAAUUUGGGCAUACUCAUCAGGUUGCCAUAUUCACAGUAAAGCUUACCUAUAACUAAAGCCAGUAUUUACAAAUAAUUUUGGUUAAGAAUUUAAGGAGAAGUUUCUCAAAUAAUUAUAUAACCAAAUAAAUUGCUCAAAAUACAAUUCUAAAGGGAUUUAUGAUACAUACCUAGAAGUACUUGCAAUUAAUUGCGUUUUAAAGGUUUACGGAUUCUAAAUAUGGAAGUGCCUCUCCAUUUAACACUUUCCUACCAACAAAAAAUAUUUAAUGAGGUUAUUAAUGAAGACGGACUCUGUGUUAUGGCACCCGGCCUUUCUUUACUCCAAAUUGCAGCAAAUGUUCUAGCUUAUUUCGCCGUUCCAAGGUCUCUAGUUCUUCUUGUAGGAGCCAAUUCUAAUGACAAUGAAUUAGUACAGCGAGAGUUGGAAGAACACUUGGGGAAAGGGCUGCAAAUAGUAAAUACUGAAACCAUGUCUGUAGACAAACGAGAAAAGGCAUAUCAGGAGGGAGGUAUCUUUUCUGUCACCAACCGAAUUUUGGUUAUGGAUUUAUUAACUCAGAUUAUUCCCGCUGAAAGUAUUACGGGCAUCGUUUUACUGCAUGCAGACAGGAUUGUGUCAACGGGAACAGAAGCUUUCAUAAUACGAUUAUAUAGAGAGAAAAAUAGGACUGGAUUCAUAAAAGCUUUCAGUGAUGACCCGGAACGAUUUUUGAUGGGUGUUAAUGCUCUCAGUAAUGCUUUGAGAUGCAUGUUUCUUCGUCAUGUCUUUAUUUAUCCUCGCUUCCAUGUUGAUGUAACUGAGUCAUUAGAGAAAACACCAGCGGAUGUCAUCGAACUAAAUGUCGACUUUACCGAUUCACAAAAAUCAAUACAAACUUGCUUACUAGCUUGUAUUGAAGCUACCGUUCGAGAAUUACGGAGAUAUAAUUCAGCUCACCUUGAUAUGGAAGAAUGGAACGUUGACUCUGCUUUGCACCGAAGUUUCGAUGUAACCAUUCGUCGUCAACUUGACUCUGUUUGGCAUCGCGUGAGUCCCAAAACAAAGCAAUUGGUAGGCGACUUGUCGACGUUAAAAUUCCUAUUGAACGCCCUGAUAUCUUACGAUUGUGUCAGCUUUCUAAAGAUUUUGGAUACUAUCAUUCUUUCUGUGCGGACUGGUGGUUACUCUGGUAAUGCUCAACCUUCUCCGUGGCUCAUGCUGGAUUCUGCAAAUUCAAUGAUUCGGAUAGCUAGAGACCGUGUGUAUCGUUCUCCCGCUGCAUCCGCAGAUGAAUAUUAUCCUGUUUUAGAAGAACAACCAAAAUGGUCUGUCUUGCGGGAUAUUUUACAAGAAAUAAGCCAUGAGAACGUACUCAAUGAAAGUAAUGACCCCGAUUCCUCAACGAAUUCAAUUUUAAUAAUGUGCUCGGAAGAACGUAUUUGCUUACAAUUACGAGACUAUUUAAGUACUAUACACUAUGAUAAUAAAGAGUCCUUCAAGAUGAUGAACAAUCGACUGAUGGACUAUUUCCAUUGGCGUGAACAAUACAGAAAUAUGAGCAGAUCUAUAAGCAAAAUAGAAAAAACAUCUAAAGAAAAGCAAAAUGCACCUGAUGUUAGCAGGAGGGCUGCACCCGCAUCUAAACGACGAAGAGUAAGAGGAGGAGGCACAGCUACAUCUCGAUCAACACCAGAAAGCAAUACUACUUCAGAAAAUUUUUCGAAUGAUAUAAGGCUGGAACAACUUUUACUUUCACAAAUAUCGAAGUCAACCUAUACACAAGAAGAAAAUGAGUCCUUUGAGGUUCUAAGCGAUAAUAAUUCAAUUUAUAUACAUACUUACGACUAUGAACUGGAUACCCUUCUCCUGAAUACUUUGCGUCCACGAUUCAUUAUAAUGUUCGAUUCCGAUCCCGACUUUAUUAGAAGAAUCGAGGUAUAUAAAGCUACCAACCCACAAAGGGCAACACGGGUUUACUUCGUUUAUUAUGGAGGGUCUGUCGAAGAACAAAAGUAUCUAUAUACCGUAAGGAGAGAAAAAGAUUCCUUCUCCAAAUUGAUUCGAGAGCGAUCAAAUAUGGCUAUUGUUCUUACUGGAGAGAAUGAACGUUUUGAAGGCCAAGAAACGAAGUUCUUGAGAAAUGUUAAUACACGAAUAGCUGGUGGAGGCCGUGUAUCAGUCACAAGUGAAAAACCAAGGAUCGUAGUCGAUCUUCGAGAAUUUCGAAGUUCCUUACCAUCUAUAUUGCACGGAAACAACUUCUCUGUUAUUCCCUGUCAGUUAGUGGUCGGUGAUUAUGUGCUCUCUCCAAAUAUUUGUGUUGAAAGAAAGUCUAUCCGUGAUUUAAUACAAUCACUGAGUAGUGGUAGACUUUAUUCUCAAUGUGAAGCUAUGUUGGAGCACUAUGAAAUACCCGUGUUGUUAAUUGAAUUUGAACAAAAUCAGACUUUUACUUCUCCGCCAUUUUCCGAUCUUUCGACUGAAAUUGGAAAAUCAGAUGUACAAUCCAAAUUGGUGCUCUUAACACUUGCGUUUCCUAAACUACGAAUUCUUUGGUCUUCUAGUGCUUACGCUACGUCUCUGAUGUUUCAAGACUUAAAGGUGUUAGAAAAAGAACCAGACCCAGCCGUCGCAGCAUCUAUCGGUUUGGAAGCAGGUCAAGACUCCACUAACACUUACAAUCAAGCGCCCGUUGACUUAUUAAUGGGACUUCCUUAUAUAUCUAUGAAAAAUUAUAAAAAUGUUGUUUAUAGCGACCUUAAGAAUAUACAAGAAGCAUGCGAAGCAGACGAACGUAAAUGGUCUGAAUUAAUCGGACCUGAAUCAGGACGCUCAUUGUAUACCUUUUUUCGAAAGGAGUUAAAAGAUAAUGAAUAGAAUUUUUUUGUUUUAAUAAAAUAUAUUAUACGGGUAA
Molecule: messenger RNA, 3021 nt
Organism: Schizosaccharomyces octosporus yFS286
Lineage: Eukaryota; Fungi; Ascomycota; Schizosaccharomycetes; Schizosaccharomycetales; Schizosaccharomycetaceae
Product: DNA repair endonuclease XPF
Exons: 8
Coding region: 345-2984 (879 amino acids)
Biological process (GO): resolution of meiotic recombination intermediates; nucleotide-excision repair involved in interstrand cross-link repair; double-strand break repair via homologous recombination
Cellular component (GO): nucleotide-excision repair factor 1 complex
Molecular function (GO): single-stranded DNA endonuclease activity; single-stranded DNA binding; damaged DNA binding
Source: RefSeq, a predicted model, not a curated record